Carassius carassius (crucian carp) is the source of this 3371-nucleotide messenger RNA. Its product is annotated as integrin-linked protein kinase. The transcript is spliced from 13 exons. Gene Ontology annotation, molecular function: ATP binding; protein kinase activity; protein binding. NCBI's taxonomy places the organism in Eukaryota, Metazoa, Chordata, Actinopteri, Cypriniformes, Cyprinidae. Bases 368 to 1726 code for a protein of 452 amino acids. Gene Ontology annotation, cellular component: stress fiber; focal adhesion. The record is from RefSeq and is a predicted model, not a curated record. Gene Ontology annotation, biological process: integrin-mediated signaling pathway; cell-matrix adhesion; substrate adhesion-dependent cell spreading.
AGACGGGGGCGCUGCGGUGGUGUAAUUAGCGGGGAGUGAGUGUGUGUCUGUCGGCGGGGAGGAGAUCACAAACUCGGGCUCUAGUAGUAGGGUGUGGACGCUAGAAGAGUGUCGGUCCGGACUGUCCCAGUCAUCACCGUUGGUUCACUCCAACUAAAAAGCGGCCAUAUAAACAGUGUAGCGCAGACACCAGACACUUGCCCUGAGGCUGUGAAGAGACUGUCCCAUCUACCCUUCCCGUGGCUGGAUGUUCUCUCAGACCCUCGCCUGUCAUCUUUAGGGUACAGCAGCAUCAGACGCCUCUCCCAGGACACUCCUGGUAGGGGACGAACGAUUCCGGUAGCGUGAGAGGAGAGAGGGUGCCGAGAUGGAUGACAUCUUCACUCAGUGCCGUGAAGGCAACGCGGUAGCCGUCCGCCUCUGGUUGGACAACACAGAGAAUGACCUAAACCAGGGGGAUGAUCACGGGUUCAGUCCGUUACACUGGGCGUGCCGUGAGGGCCGUUCAGGUGUUGUGGACAUGCUCAUCAUGAGAGGGGCGCGCAUCAAUGUCAUGAACCGCGGCGACGACACACCCCUGCACCUGGCUGCAAGCCACGGCCACCGGGACAUUCUGGCCAAGCUGAUCCAGUGUAAAGCAGAUACCAAUGCAGCAAACGAGCACGGCAACACCCCUCUCCAUUACGCCUGCUUCUGGGCCCACGACCUGGUGGCAGAGGAUCUGGUUAAUAAUGGUGCUCAGGUGAGCAUCUGCAACAAGUAUGGAGAAACUCCACUGGAUAAGGCCAAACCACCGCUCGCUGCACAUCUGAAAGAGCUGGCGGAGAAACAGGGACAAAGCCUGGCCAAAGUUCCUUUCAAGGACUCUUUCUGGAAGGGAACCACUCGAACACGACCACGUAAUGGCACACUAAAUAAACAUGCUGGCGUAGAUUAUAAGCAGCUUUCCAUGCUGGCCAAGAUCAAUGAGAACCACUCUGGGGAGCUGUGGAAGGGCCGCUGGCAGGGCACAGAGAUUGUGAUCAAGAUGCUGCAUGUGCGGGAAUGGACUACAAGAAAGAGCCGUGACUUUAAUGAGGAGUAUCCUAAACUAAGAAUCUUCUCCCAUCCAAACGUGUUGCCCAUGUUGGGGGCGUGUCAGUCUCCACCCGCCCCUCAUCCAAUCAUAAUUACACACUGGAUGCCCUAUGGCUCCCUUUACAAUGUGCUUCACGAGGGGACCAACUUUGUUGUGGAUCAGACGCAAGCGGUGAAGUUUGCUUUGGAUAUAGCGUGUGGAAUGGCUUUCCUGCACACACUUGAGCCCAUGAUCCCUCGGCAUUAUCUUAACAGCAAGAGUGUCAUGAUUGAUGAAGACAUGACAGCCAGGAUAAGCAUGGCAGAUGUGAAGUUCUCCUUCCAGUGUCCCGGCAGGAUGUACUCUCCCGCAUGGGUGGCACCUGAAGCCCUGCAGAAGAAGCCAGAGGAGAUUAACCGGCGCUCUGCAGAUAUGUGGAGCUUCGCUGUGUUGCUCUGGGAGCUUGUCACCAGAGAGGUGCCCUACGCUGACCUCUCAAACAUGGAGAUCGGCAUGAAGGUGGCACUAGAGGGACUGCGGCCCACCAUCCCGCCAGGCAUUUCACCCCACAUCUGCAAGCUUAUGAAAAUCUGCAUGAAUGAGGAUCCUGCCAAGAGGCCCAAAUUUGACAUGAUUGUGCCCAUCCUUGAGAAGAUGCAAGACAAAUGAGACGGCCCUGCUGGAGGACCCCCACAAACACUGAGUUCACAGUAUUGCCUUAAAAUUCACCACUCACCAAAGUGCUCUAUGCCACUGUAGCCCUCUGCUAAAGAAAAAUGCUUUUAUGGAAACACUGUUGAACAUUUUAAAAGCCACAUUCUCAUUAUCGCCUAUAUUCUUAUAUGCAAUCAUUGAAUAAUGACAUGUGUUUGUGCAUAUAAAUGUUCAUCAGUCCAUUUCGUGUUGUGUUUCGUGAGUGUUUACAAAGCAACAUUUAUCCUUUCAAACCUCUUUUCUAUAGCCAUUAAACAGGAAGUGGUGGCGGCAACAGUCCUUCGAAGCAGUGAAUGUAAAGUAAAAUCAAGUUUUAAAAUCCACACCCACAUUUUAUCCAUCCUUUUGCUUACUUGCUUCAUUUCACUCCGUUAAAAAGACAUCACAGAUCAUUUCAUCAGCUCAAAAUCUAAAUAAUUUGCAAAUGUGUGUAAAACAGUCGCUGUUAGUAUUUUUAAAGCAUUGUGUCAUUGUCUUUCACUGUGCGUUUUCUUUGGAUUGUCACUGAAAAUGAAAGUCGAUAGGCUGAGUUUGCCUGAGAUUUGUUAAAAAAAAAAACAGUGCAAUAAUGCAAUAGCUAAUGCCAGUUUUAUGCCUUACGCAACAAUUAACCAAAAUAUGAAGUGCCCAUAAUAUCAUGAUUGUACUGUCCCUCUCAUAGCAGGGAGAUACAUAUUAUAAAAACAUGUGAUGUUAGAUUAAUGUACCAUAAGUUCAAAGAAAGAGCCAUUUACACACAUCACAUCAAAUGCGAGAACUCGUUUGCCACGUGCAUCACGAGUCAUGUCUUCUAUCCUUACUCCAGAAAUCUACGUAUUUACUUGAUCCAUACAAAUGCAUGCUUGCUCCGUCCUAUGUUAUGUAACUAACACUCCCACCUGCCCCUGUAUUCUAAUUUACUUUACAUGUUAAGCAUGUUACAUCUGAGAAAUUUUUAUACUGUAUACAUAUAUUAGUGUUUUUUUCAUGGGCAAUACAUUAGGGAGCCUAUGAGUGCCUUUAUUUUUAUUUUUUCUAAACACUACAUCUAUUUACUUCUUUAUUUUUCUGUUACUGUGUUCCUUUUUUCAGCUAGCCAUUGGGUAAUAGGAAACCAAGAGACGAAAACAAGCAUACUUGACAUGCAUAAAUGUAUCCUUUUUUUAUUUCAGUGUUUCUAUUUACGUUUUGAAAAGCAAACAGCGAUGAUAAUGACAAACAGACUGAUUAUCUAACUUAUGCUUACUGUUUUCUGACCCUGUGUUAGGUUUUUAAUGGAACUUUAUGUGGCUUUUCUUUAUUCUUUAUUUUGGAGAUUUGGGCUGUUUAUAUUUUAUUAUUGUGAUAACGAAAGUUUACUAAAAGAAAAUAAGAACAAAUAAAAUGUCUUGGCCAUGCUGAAUGCUUCAAUCUGUGUUCAUGAAUUAGUCAGAAAAUAAAUUAUUGGGUUUUUGACAUGACAAUAUCGAGCAGUGACAGCUGUAUGUUGCGAUGUGAUGUAUAAGCUGCUUCUAAAUAAAAGGCGCUUUUAAAUAUUAAUUUUUGUAUUAUGGGAAGGAGUCGUGAAUUGCAUCUUUCUUUGCCUUCUAUACAUUAAUAAAAGAGUAAAAUUUGAAGGUCA